UCUUGACUCGUGGUACACACAAAACAAAACCGUACAAAAUGCAUGAUAAUAACUAAAUAACGUAUUUGAAUCUGAAGUCAAAUGAAAUUUCAGAUAAUCGAAAUAAAAUUUGUACGAAAAGCGUUUAAAGUGUUAACUUAAUACGUGCACAUAUUUGUUUGUAUUUAUUUUAAUUUGCAAGGAAAAUUAGGUCAGAAAUGUUCCCCACGAGUACUCAAAAAAAAAAUUGGAUAUUCAAAGAUGAGUCGGAUUUGAACGCACUGCGUGAAGAUGCUAAUCAGCAGUUCAUCAACAGAUUUGGGUCGCACAUGAGUCCGGAGGAAAGGAACACGUUCUUCUUGGACGUCAACGAGGAGCACAUAAUACAGAAAUGUCACGAGUAUAUACUGAGAGACUUUUGCCACAAGUUUCAGCCGCCCAUGCCGAAAUACGUGUUCGCGACAGCACUGAAUUACCUUAAACGAUUUUAUCUGUACAACUCGGUCAUGGACUACCAUCCCAAAGAGAUAAUGGUCACAUGUUUGUUUUUGGCGUGCAAAGUGGACGAGUUCAACGUGUCACUUGCUCAGUUUGUGGCUAACAUCAAGGGCAACCAGUCACGAGCGACCACUGUAAUACUCAACAAUGAGCUGUUCCUCAUGGAACAAGUGAAAUACAACCUUAAGGUGCACCAUCCGUUUAAAGCUAUCGAAGGCUUUCUUCUAGAUAUCAAAACAAGAACGCGAAUGUCAGACCCAGAGCGCAUGCGUUCACACAUUGAUAGUUUCAUUGAUAAGUUACUGUUUACGGAUGCAUGUCUAUUAUUUGCACCAUCUCAGUUAGCACUGGCUGCAGUACUUCACUCCGCCAGUCAAAUCAAAGAAAAUCUAGAUUCCUAUGUAACAGAUUUACUAUUAGGGGACACAGGAUCAGAGCAUUUAAAAGAUCUAAUAGAAGUUGUCAGAAGGAUAAGGAUAUUACACGUCAGAGUAGCUGAUGACCACACAAAAGAAUUAUCGCGUAUUAGUAAAAAAUUGGACAAAUGUCGAAAUCAAGAAAACAAUCCAUUCAGUGAUAAGUAUAAAGAUAGAAUACAAGAAGCAUUAAAUAAUUCUAUGUAGUAAAAAUGCAUUCUCUUUUUAUUUGUUUGAAAAAUUAUUUAAUUUUAUUAUAAUUUAUUUGUAAUUCAUAAAUAAGAUCAUAGUUUAAACUUGUAUUAUUCUUCUAAUACUGAGUAAAAUUCAUUUUUUUGUCAAAAGAUAUCAAU
Messenger RNA from Sipha flava (yellow sugarcane aphid), 1246 nucleotides. RefSeq names its product cyclin-H (gene CycH). Gene Ontology annotation, cellular component: nucleus; transcription factor TFIIK complex. The transcript has a single exon. NCBI's taxonomy places the organism in Eukaryota, Metazoa, Arthropoda, Insecta, Hemiptera, Aphididae. Gene Ontology annotation, molecular function: cyclin-dependent protein serine/threonine kinase regulator activity. Bases 198 to 1100 code for a protein of 300 amino acids. The record is from RefSeq and is a predicted model, not a curated record. Gene Ontology annotation, biological process: regulation of transcription by RNA polymerase II; DNA-templated transcription; regulation of cyclin-dependent protein serine/threonine kinase activity.